ACAUAGACUUAUAAUAUUAUAACUCUAUGAGCGUUCAUCAAAUACGACAAUUACAGUUUUAGUUUUUACUUUUCACUUUUUCUGAAGCUGAACAUAGACGUUAGCAGUCAAUUGUGAUAGUGUUCAACCGUUGAGGCGCCUAAAAUCCCGCGUAAUUGAGUAGUUUUCCCGAAAUGUAAUGGGACAACAAACCUAACAACCUUACCCGGAUUGUGGAGUACGAAUCAAAGUGCCGUCUUGGUGGCCUUACCGAGUUGUGACUACCGACUACUAAUUUUCAUUUAUCGUAAUUGAGUAUUGAGUGUUCGUAAUGAUGAAUAACUCCCCAUCGAGUUCCAGAAGCCAUGGCGAUUCAGAAGUUUCAGGAGUUGUAAGCAAAAAACGUAAAGUUGAUCAAAUGGUCGAUGGUUCGAUUAUCAAAUUAGUAUUAAAGAAUUUCAUGACUUUUAGUGAAGUUACAUAUACUCCAAAUUCAAAACUGAAUUUAAUAAUUGGGCCCAAUGGAUCUGGAAAAUCAUCAAUUGUUACAGCUCUCAUAUUAGGAUUUGGUGGUAACCCAAAAGACAUUAAUAGAGGAGACAAAGUGAGUCAGUUUGUAAAAUUAGGCAAAUCCGUAGCCGAUAUCUCCAUUGAACUUUAUAAGAGAUCAAACCAAAAUGUAAAUUUAAGAAGAACAAUAUUCGCCAGCAAUGAUGCUUGUCACUAUUAUGUCAAUAGUAUCUUAGUCUCAAAAAAAAAAUACUCUGAAGUUGUUGAAAGUUUUAACAUAAGAGUGCACAACUUAUGUCAAUUUUUACCACAAGACAGGCUUGAAGAUUUUUCUAAAUUGGAUUCUAAAGGUUUAUUAAUAAAUGCUUUACAAAGUAUUGAAAAUCAAGACUUAUUGAAAAAUUUUGAAAAAUUGAAAGCUCUUGCUGUUAGCAUAACUUCAUAUGAUAGUGAUCAAAAGAAAUUGCAAGAUAAUAUCAGAUCAGAGAUUGCUGUAAAUUUAAAACUCGAAACAAUUGUCAGUUCAUUUACAGAAAAAAAAUCAUUGGAAGAACAAUUAUUGGUUGUGUUACAGAAGAGAUGUUGGUCCUUAUACAUGUUGGCUUGGAAACAAAUUUCUAAUGAAAGAAAAAAAUUUGAAGAGUCCAAAAUAUAUAAUAAGGAUGCCUUAAGUCUUAUAAACCAGCAAAAAGAUAAAAUAAAAAGAAAACAAUCAGGAGAAAUUAAUCUGAAAAAUGUGGUUCUUCAGAAUGCAAAUGCAGUAAGUAAGUUAAUUGAAAAACUUAAUAAUCUAGUUGGAGCUUCUAAAUGCCAUGUAUCUGAUAUKAAUGAAUUGAAAAAAACCAUUAAAAAAAAUUCAAUAAGAAUUGAAGACCUGACAGAGUCCAUAUCAUCUAUGGAAGAGAAGUUGCAGAGUAUAAAAAAUGAAACAUUAAAUGUUGAAGAGUGUAAACUGGAACUUAAUGAAAUUAAUAGAAAUAUCAAAAAUAUUGAUGAUAAUAUUUACCCUKUGAGAAAUAAUUUAGAGAGUAUCAAAAACAAACUGAGAGGUCUAACCGAAAAAAUGUAUGCUAUCGAUCAAGAACUUGAACGUGAAAAAAGAAAAGAGGAUGGUAAAAAUCAAUUACUGCAGAGACAGUUUCCUGAAAUGUGGAAAGCAAUAAAAUGGCUAAGAAACUGUGAUAAGUCAUCAAUUUUUCAAGGACAAGUAUUUGAACCAUUAUUCACUCAGAUUGAAGUUCGUGACCAAAAGAAUGCCAAGUACAUAGAAAACAUUGUUAAUUAUCGUGAUAUGAUUGCAUUUGUUUUUGAGUAUGCAGAAGAUCUGACUACAUUUAAUAAAAUAGUUAAACAAGAGCGUUGGAAAAAAAUUAAUUCAAUCUCAGCUCCCCCUGCCAAUUUUAAAGUUAACGAGACACCAAAUUAUGAUAUAAACAGCUUAAAACAAUUUGGAUUCCAUUCUUAUGCAUUAGACAUGAUAAAAGCUCCUUCUGUCAUAAGGAGAUAUCUAGCUAGAAGUUAUGACAUGCAUAAUAUACCUAUUGGUUCUAAGGAAGUUCUUAAUAAUAUGCAGAAUUUACCCAGUAAUAUUGGGUUCUUUUUUGCAGAUAAUGAUCAAGUUAGUAUAAGAACUUCUAACUAUACUGGAGAAAAAAUCACACGACAAUCACAAAUAUCAACUGAUGCACGAUUUUUGCUGUUUUCUGUGGACUCAAAUUUGAUUCAAUCUCUGAAAACCAAGAAAGAAGAUGCUAGAAUAAAUUGUGAACAUUUUGAACAUCAACAAACUGAAUUGAUUAAUCAGCUUAGAAAUGCUGAAGAUAGUCGUCAGCCUUUUUUUGCAAGGAAAAAAGAAAUACAAGGAAGUUUUAUGAAAUUUCAAAACAGGCAACAAGCUCAUGAUAAAAUGGUUAAAGAUAUGGAAUUUAAACAGAGUGAACUUAAAACGGAAAAAGAAAGAACUUCUAAAUUGUUAAGCCAAAAUUCGCAACUUAUCAAUAAGUACUUUGAAUCAAUGAAUGGAGUGGUUACAAUGCUGGAUAGUUAUUCAACUAGUAUGAAGCAUCUGAUAGGUUCUGCCUUUGUUGUUAGCAAUUGUGGUGUUGACAUGCGAGAUGAAAACAAAGUGUUGAGCCAAUUAAAGACUCUCUAUGUAACAAGCUUGAGCAAUUUCAGCGAUUACCUGAAGUACAUUCAAAAGUUGGAAUCAGAAUUCAAGAAAAUGCUAGAUGUAGCUAUACAUUGGACUAAUGGAGUGUCUCCUUAUGAUAAAACUUUAUUUCAACCCUUGCUUGAAAAGUUUAAYGCUAUUGAACAGAGUGAUGUUGAUGAUUUAGAUGAAUUAAUUGUUGAGAAAAAAGCCAAACUAAAUUGUCUAAAUAUUGAUCCAAAUGCUCCUCAGUUAAUAAAAGAAUACAAGGAACGCAAGACAAAAAUAAAGAAUUUAGAAAAAAAAUUGGAAAGUUUAAAUCUUAAUGCUCAAACCAAAGAACAGGAAAUUGAAAGAUUACACUCUGAAUGGUUGUCAAAAAUUCAAGAACUUACUAUUAUGUUGAGUGUUAAUUUCCAGAAAUUUCUCAAAUCAUUUGGUUGCAGUGGCAUAAUUGAAUUAGACAUUGGCGUAACAAGGUAUGAUUUCCAAGCAUAUGGUCUAUUGAUAAAGGUGCAAUUUCGUGAUGACACUCCUUCGUUGAGGCUAUUAGAUGCCAAAAGCCAAAGUGGUGGUGAACGUGCACUGACAACAGCACUAUUUUUGUUAUGCCUUCAAGAAGUUACACAUUUUCCGUUUAGAAUUGUAGAUGAAAUAAAUCAGGGCAUGGAUAAAGUUUAUGAAAAGAAAUUGAUGGAAUUGUUUAUGGAGUUAUUUGAAGACAGGAACAAUCAGUAUUUAGUUGUCACACCAAAGGUUUGUUAAAUAUAUUUGUAGAAAGGAGGGGAAUUUUUUUUUAUACGAUCUAAAAGUUUACGUUUUACUUCAGUGCUAAAUAUAGAACUUCACUUUUAGUCUUUUAGAUCACAUUUUUAUAGUAUUAAUUUGUUUUUUAAACACA
Molecule: messenger RNA, 3539 nt
Organism: Diuraphis noxia (Russian wheat aphid)
Lineage: Eukaryota; Metazoa; Arthropoda; Insecta; Hemiptera; Aphididae
Product: structural maintenance of chromosomes 5
Biological process (GO): double-strand break repair via homologous recombination
Cellular component (GO): Smc5-Smc6 complex; nucleus
Molecular function (GO): single-stranded DNA binding
Source: RefSeq, a predicted model, not a curated record